This is a messenger RNA of Cervus elaphus (red deer), 6474 nucleotides long. It is a transcript of the gene ABI3BP, whose product is annotated as ABI family member 3 binding protein. Bases 116 to 5362 code for a protein of 1748 amino acids. Gene Ontology annotation, biological process: extracellular matrix organization; positive regulation of cell-substrate adhesion. The transcript has 66 exons. NCBI's taxonomy places the organism in Eukaryota, Metazoa, Chordata, Mammalia, Artiodactyla, Cervidae. Gene Ontology annotation, molecular function: protein binding. The record is from RefSeq and is a predicted model, not a curated record.
CACAGCUAAGUGCAGCCGCCCGCCUCUGUCACCAGGAGACAGUCCACUUAAAUGCAGCUCCAGGGUUGCGGGACCCCCACCAGAAUCACUACCCGUGUGAGGUGGCAAAUGCAACAUGCCCUCCAGCUUGGGGUGUCUACUUCUCUGUGGAAGUAUUGCACUAGCCCUGGGAAAUGCACAGAAAUUGCCAAAAGGUAAAAGGCCAAACCUGAAGGUCCACAUCAAUACCACAAGUGACUCCAUCCUCUUGAAGUUCCUGCGUCCGAGUCCUAAUGUAAAACUGGAAGGUUUUCUCCUGGGAUAUGGCAGUAACUUGUCACCAAACCAGUACUUCCCUCUUCCUGCCGAAGGGAAAUACACUGAGGCCAUAGUCGAUGCCGAGCCUAAAUAUCUGAUCGUCGUACGGCCCGCUCCUCCCCCCAGUCAAAAGAAGUCAUGCUCAGGUAAAAAACGAUCUCGCAAACCUCUCCAGCUGGUGGUUGGCACUCUGUCACCAAGCUCAGUCUUCCUGUCCUGGGGCUUCCUCAUUAACCCUCACCAUGAUUGGACAUUGCCAAGUCAGUGUCCCAAUGACAGAUACUAUACAAUUCGCUAUAGAGAAAAGGAUAAGGAAAAGAAAUGGAUUUUUCAACUCUGUCCAGCCACUGAAACAAUCGUGGAAAAUCUAAAGCCUGACACAGUUUAUGAAUUCGGAGUGAAAGACAAUGUAGAAGGUGGAAUUUGGAGUAAGAUUUUUAAUCACAAGACUAUUGUCGGAAGUAAAAGCAAAGUAAAUGGGAAAAUCCAAAGUACCUAUGACCAAGUCCACUCUGUGCCAGCAUAUGUCCCAAGAAAGCUAAUCCCAGUAACAAUCAUCAAGCAAGUGAUUCAGAAUGUUACACACAGGGCCUCAACUAAAUCUCCAGAUAAGACUCCCUAUGGAGGAACAAUACUGGUCCACCUUGUUAUCCCAGGCCUUAAUGAAACCACCGUAAAACUUCCCACUUCCAUUAUGUUCGAGAUUUCAGAGGCAAUCAAGACACAGUUAGCUAAGAAUGAAACCUUGGCAUUGCCUGCUGAAUCUAAAACACCAGAGGUAGAAAAAAUUCCAGCACUGCCCAUAACAGUGACUCCUGAAUCAGUUCCAAGAACCACUAAGCCCACUGUGUCUAGUGCAUUAGACAUUUCAGAAACAACACUGGUUCUCAGGGGAAGGACCCCCGGAACAUCACAAACUAUUUUAAUACCUAGGUUUGAAUUGCCACUGAGCACUCUAGCUCCGAAAAGGCUUCCAGAAUUUCCUCAGGCAAAAACACCUUUCCCUUUUGAGAAAGCUGGGGGCACCUUGGCUUCAAGUGAAAAGCCAGGAAUUGUGCCUACAAGUAAAAUAUCUGAAGAUUCCAAAAUUCUACUGCCUCAAACUGCCACUUAUGAUGUUUUCUCAAGCCCUACAACAUCAGAUGAGCCUGAGAUAUCAGAGCCCCACACAGCAACAAGCGAUCCACUUCUGGACUCUGUCCCACCUAAAACUUCUAGAACUCUUGAACAGCCAAGGGCAACACUGGCUCCGAGUGAAACACCAUUUAUUUCUCAAAAACUGGAAAUCUUUACCAGUCCUGAAUUGCAGCCUACAACACCUGCUUCCCUGCAAACUACAUCUGUCCCUUCUACACCUAAACGACGCCUCAGGCCCAAACCACCAAGAACUAAGCCUGAAAGAACCACAAGUCCUGGAACAAUUACAUCUAAAAUUUCUAAAAGCCCUGAACCUAGAUGGACAACAAUGGCUCCCAGUAAAACACAAUUUAUUUCUUUGAAACCUAAAAUCCCUCUCAGUCCAGAAGUGACAGACAGCAAACCUGGAGACAUUAAUUUGCUGAAGAAAACCCCAGAACCUGAGAUUCUCCUACCGUCACAGCCGCCAAUAGUCUUAGAACCUGGAACGCUGGAAACUAAAUCUUCAACAACAACAUUAGCUCCACCAAAGACCAAACGGCCAGGUCGUCGUCCCCGCCCUAAAACUACACCUAGUCCAGAUGUGCCCAAGUCCAAACCUGCUCUGGAACCUGCAACGGUACCACCAGAACCCUUGGUGCCCGCGAUUGAUUCAAAACCAGCAAAGCAAUUACUUUCUAAACCCACAGCAAAACCAGAUACGCCACCACCUACAUCCGUUUUUGAGCCUGUUACACCUGUGACCGAAGCGCCGUCCACAAGCAUAGUUCCUGCCACAGACAUUGAACCUGUAACUCUGAGAACUGAGGCUCCUCGGACAACAUUAGCUCCAAAAACAUCACAAAGAACAAGGACACGUCGCCCACGUCCACGUCCCAAACAUAAAACCACACCAAGACCCGAGACACCUCAGACCAAACUAGACUUUGAACCUAUUACUCCUGGGACAUCUUUAGCUCCAACAACUAAGAGACCCCGUCGUCCGCGUCCCAAACCUAAAACCACGCCCCAUCCAGAAGUACCUCAGACUAAACUGGUUCCUGCCACAAUCCCUGAACCAGUCAGUCUUAGGACCGAAGCUCCAGAAACAACAGUAGUUCCUGCUAUAGUCUUUGAACCAGUUACUCCUAUAAAAGAGGCUCCGGAGACAGCAUUCGUUCCUGUUACAGACCUUGAACCCGUCACUUUUCCACCUGAGACAUCUGGGACCACACUAGCUACUACCAAAACAUCAAAAAGACCUCGUCGUCCACGUCCCAGACCUAAAACCACACGAGGCCCUCAAGUACCUCAGACCAAACUGGUUCCUGCUACAACCCUUGAACCUGUCACUCUUAGAACAGAGGCCCCGGGAACAACAUUAGCUUCUAAAACAUCACAACAGACAAUUCAUCCACAUCCCAGACCAAAAACCACACCAAGUACUGAAGCUCCUGAGUCCAAACCAGUUCCUACUGCAGACUUUGAACCUGUUACAUUCAGAACUGAUGCUUGGGUAACAACAAAAGCUCCUAAAACAUCAAAACGGACCCGUCGUCCGCGUCCCAAACUUAAAACUACAACAACUCCUGAGGCACCUCAAACCAAACCGGUUCCCACUACAGAUCUUGAACCUGGUACUCUUAGAACUGAAGCUCCAGAAAUCGUGGUUCUUCCUACAGUCAUUGAACCUGUCACUCGAACAACCAAGGCUCCAGAAACAACAUUAGCUUAUAAAACAACACGAGUUCGACGUCCACGUCCCAGACCUAAAACCACAUCAAGCCCUGAAGCACCUCAGACCAAAUUGGUUUCUGCUACAGGCUUUGAACCUGUUAUUCAUAGCUCUGAAGCUCCAGAAGCAACAUUAGCUCCCCCUGAACUGCGAACUCUUAUUUUGAAGCCAGUGAUAUCACCAAGCCUAGAAAUGACCCAAAGUCAGCCUGUUUCUGAAGUCCUGGAAUUGCUUACAUUUAGCACUGAGUCGUCAAAGGAAGCUAUAGCACCAACUGAAAUAGAUUAUGUCUAUUCCACCACCAAAGCACCACUCAGGCCAGAGGAGCCAGAGACAGAAGUUGUGGAAUCUAUUACACAUGUGUCUGAACCACCUGAGACCACGCUAGGUAAUGAUACACCCCGGCAGCUUUUGUCCUCACUGUCACCAUCACCAGAAAACCCAGCUUCCAAGCAGAUACCACGAACUCCUCCCAAACCAAAAACAUCUCCACGUCCAAGAAUCCCACAAACACAAUCAGCUCCUAAGGUAUUCCAGCAUGUUACUCUGAAGCCAAAGACAUCACCAAGUCCAGAAGUGUCCUAUACGCCACCUGUUCCAAGAGAUGUGCUCCUUCCCCAUAAACCAGUCCCCGAAGUCUCUCAGAGCGAACCUGUUCUGCAACCUGUUACCUUUAGAAUCCAUCUGCCAGAAACAACUCUAGCUCCUUUAGAGACACGAGGCAGCCCUUUGAUUCCUAUGAUUUCACCAAGUACUAGCCAAGAGGAACUACAAACCACUCUCGCAGAAACAGACCAGUCUACCCAAGAACUCUUCACAAUGAAAGUUCCACGAACAACUGAAUUGGCAAAGACAACUCAGGCACCACACAGAUUGUAUACUACUACUAUGAGGCCCAGAACACCUGACAAGCCACACAUCAGACCUGUUCUGAAUAAGACAACUACAAGACCGAGCAGACCCAGACCCAGUGGGACACCCAGAGGGAAUGGAAUAGGAGCAGGGGUCAAGCAAGUCCCACUGCCAUCUGGUGCUGGUAGAAAUGUAUCAGUGGAUUCUUCUCACCCCACAAAAAAACCAGCCAUAAUCCCAGGUACUCGUCGCCCACCCCUGCCACCCAGACCCAUGCCCCCACGAAGAAAGCCUUUACCACCCAACAAUGUCACCGGAAAGCCAGGAAGUGCAGGAAUCAUUUCAUCAGGCCAAGUAACUUCCCCACCCUUGAGGGCAACACUCAGACCUACAGAAGCUCCCUUGGAGACAAUGGAGACAGAUAAAAAGCCACCGACAGUUCCUGCCUCAGAAGAAGAUCUUGAUAACAUGACUGACUUUAGCUCAAGUCCAACAAGAGAAACUGAUCCUCUUGGGAAGCCCAGAUUCAAAGGGCCUCACGUGCGGUAUAUCCAAAAGCCUGACAACAGCCCCUGUUCCAUCACCGACUCUGUCAAGAGAUUCCCCAAAGAGGAGGCCACAGAGGGGAAUGCCACCAGCCCACCGCAGAACCCACCCACCAACCUCACUGUGGUCACUGUGGAAGGGUGUCCGUCCUUCGUCAUCCUGGACUGGGAUAAGCCGCUCAAUGACACUGUCACAGAAUAUGAAGUUAUAUCCAGAGAAAAUGGAUCAUUCAGUGGGAAGAACAAGUCCAUCCAAACAACAAAUCAAACCUUCUCCACAGUAGAAAAUCUGAAACCAGACACAAGCUAUGAAUUCCAGGUGAAACCCAAAAACCCACUUGGUGAAGGGCCACCCAGCAACACAGUGGCGUUCAGUACUGAAUCAGCUGACCCAAGAGUGAGCGAGCCAGUUUCUGCAGGAAGAGACGCCAUAUGGACCGAAAGGCCCUUUGACUCGGACUCCUACUCCGAGUGUAAGGGCAAGCAGUACGUCAAAAGGACUUGGUAUAAGAAGUUCGUGGGGGUGCAGCUAUGCAACUCGCUCAGAUACAAGAUUUACCUCAGCGACUCCCUCACAGGAAAAUUUUAUAACAUAGGCGAUCAGAGAGGCCAUGGGGAAGAUCACUGCCAGUUCGUGGACUCAUUUUUAGAUGGACGCACAGGACAGCAGCUCUCUUCUGACCAGUUACCCACCAAAGAAGGCUAUUUCAGAGCAGUUCGUCAGGAACCAGUCCAAUUUGGAGAAAUCGGUGGUCACACUCAGAUCAACUAUGUCCAGUGGUAUGAAUGUGGGACCACAAUUCCCGGAAAAUGGUAGAUGCUGCAGUCACAUUCAAAAGUGCUUCCUGUUUCAUCGUUUCAAAAAAUAAUUGGAAACAGUAUGGUAUUUGUCACAUGCAUUUAAAGCUCUUUUGUUUACUAUGUAUAAAAGUCUAAAAUCUAAUAGCAAUAUUAGAUGUUUAUUAGAAAGAUUGCUAAGAAUAUUUAUCAGGUUUUACAAAGUCAUUUUAAGAAAGCAAGAUAUUGAUAUUAACAGAAUAACAUUUUUGGGGAAGCUGGCUCCCUGUUCAUGGUAUUUUAAGAGAUCAUUUGUAUAUUAUUUAUCACACUGUUGUAAUGAUGUUCUGAGAUACUUUUAUAACAAAAUUAACAUCAAAAAACUAAUAUACUUUAAAAAAAUAUUUACAUUUAUUGUGUAUUCUUCCUAUUGUUAAUUCCAUAAAUCUCUACUUGGCUUAACUUAUUAGAUCAAAUUAUCGUCAGCAUAUUAUAUCUGGGGAGAAAAGGUCCUAAUAGUCACAUGUUUAUUUAAACUGCAACCUUUUAGCAAUAGCUGAGAAACUUUUGAAGCAUUUAAACAGUUAGCCAUUCGUGCUAAUAUACAUUAAUUAUCUACAAAUGAUUGCAAAGGUUGUUUGAAUCAGUAAAUUUCAGUUGAAAAUGGAAUUGAGAAUUUGAUUUAUCAUUUCAAAAAUACGUAUUUUGUUCUUUCUCUACCCAUAAACAUGCUACAAUGUCUGAAUGUUCUUUGUCAAACUAUCCCUUUAAGCAGUUGUGUCGGUGCUGUUUUGAAUUCUAAUCAAGCUGUGUCCGAAGACUGCGGUGAAGUCUAAGCAUGAAGGGAAAAGCCGUGAUGAGAGGCUUACCGUUUUAUGACAUUUACUCUAUUUUUACACAGACGAUCUCUAGGGAAUGAAUGUAUCAGAGGCUGUUUUCUUAAUUCUAACCACCUGUAAUGCAAAUCCGACAUUUCUUUCAAACAGUAUUUCCUCCUCCACUGGGGAGGAGACAGGAAUACCGCAUUGGUGCCCUCAUUCUUAAAGGACCUUUCUGCGCUUACCUUUCAACAGGCUUCAGUUUUAUCAAUACUUCAUUUUAUAUUUUUCAAACAGUAUAAACUCUGCAAUAAAGAGAUGUAGUUUUUUUUAA